This is a messenger RNA of Lolium perenne, 2100 nucleotides long. Its product is annotated as MEIOTIC F-BOX protein MOF. The record is from RefSeq and is a predicted model, not a curated record. Lineage: Eukaryota; Viridiplantae; Streptophyta; Magnoliopsida; Poales; Poaceae. Gene Ontology annotation, molecular function: protein binding.
AAAAUUUCCUCCACCGAUCAGCCAGCCGACCGGCCAACCGAAUAGCACGCACGCACGACCCUCGCUGGCCACGCCGCACUCGUUUGCGCCCACGAUGGCCACUCCGCCGCCGCCAUAAUCUCCGUCUGAGGAUUUGAGGCGUCGUGGCAGCUGGAUCACUGUGUGGCGUGUGAAGACCUCUACAACAGCCGCGCCACCUCCGCCUUUUCUCUCUGCUUCGACCCCCGCCGCCAACCCCAAUGUAACCCUACCCGAUUCGGCUGGACGUUCGGCGAGAUCACAGUCGAGAUUUGUGGUUUUCUCAAGGUCCGAUCCGUUCCUCCCAUCGCGUUCUCCCCCUGCAAAAUUUUCGAGUAAUUUCGUCGUACCAUAUUUGCUGCGACCAUCUAAAGCCAUAGCGCGGGCCAUCUGUUCGACGAAAUGUCCCGCAAGAAAACCAAAGUUGACGCCGUCGAGGGAGAUGCUGCUACUGCUGCCGGCCAUGACCGUCUCAGUGCCCUCCCGGACGACCUCCUCCACAAGGUCAUGUCGUUCCUGAGGGCGUGGGAGGUGGCUCGCACCUGCGUGCUCUCGCGCCGCUGGCGCAACCUCUGGGCUUCCGCGCCCUACGUCGACCUCCGGGUCUGUUGCAAACACCGUCACCGCUGGCUCCCUCUGCGCCUCACCAGGUUCGCCAACCACUUCUUGCUCCUGCGCGAGGUGUCUGCGCCGUUGCACACGCUCCGGCUCCUGUCCACCGCCGACCUUAACGGUACUCCUACGCUCCCGUACAGCCCCAAAUACGAUGAGGACGGGGAGGAUUACUGCUCUACGGAUGUCGACAUGUGGAUCCGUGCUGCCAUGAACCGCGGGGCUCGCUUUAUCCAGCUUAGUAAACAUCCAAGGCAGGAUGACUUAUCUGACCUUGAGUCUGUGCCCCUCAUCUCCCGCCACCUCAAACACCUGCACCUAUCCGGUACAAUGUUGUACGACAGGACACUAAGGCAGCUCUGUUCUCAGUGCCCUUCUUUGGAAAUCCUGGAGCUCAAGGAGUGCCACUUGGAUGGCCCCCAGAUAUCAUCUGCCUCACUUAUCAGUUUGACCAUGGUCGACUGCAGGAUCAGGACAGAACUCUCCAUCGCUGCUCCAAACCUCGUAUCGCUGCGCUGUGUCAAUCCGUACCACCAUGCUCCCUCAUUCGAAAACAUGGGGACUCUGGCCACGGCCACCAUCACGCUUAAGGACUCUUUCUUGCAUGAUAAGUUUGAAGAUAGGUACAUUGAACCCGAUCCAGAAGUGUUUGAGUGUGACAGCAGCAGUGACCGUGAAUCAGAUGAUGAUAGUGAUGCUGAUAGCAAUUUGAGUGAAGAAUUCUAUGGUGAUGAAGUUUUAGGUGGCCAAAAUGUUAUCCGCAGCCUUUCAAAUGCUACAAGUUUGGAGCUGAUAGCUGAUGUCGGAGAGUUGAUUCUGAAUAGGGAAAUGGAAAUGUGCCCAAUUUUUAGCAACCUAAAGGUGUUAACCCUUGGUGAAUGGUGUAUGGCUGAUGACUUCCAUCCAUUAGUCUUGUUCCUGCAGCAUGCUCCAAAUCUGGAGAGGCUUUUUCUUAAACUUAAAGUGGAUCAUGAGGAAAUAGAAGACGAUAUCAAACCAGAGGGUAGAUCGUUUGUUUGCAAAAACCUUGCGACGGUCGAGAUAAAAUGUCCCAAGGAUGAUGAAAGAGUUCAUGUGUUAGCACAUUUCUUCGUGGCUAAUGGCAUAGCCAUGGAAAAGAUAUCUGUCUAUCACCGUCCGACUAGCCAAACUUGCAAAUCCUUGGCCUUAAGAUGGGGCUGAUGAGUAGAACCUGCAGUUUUGGCGAUAAUCCUCUCACACGGCACAGAUCAUGGCUGCAGAAUUAAACAGAGCUGCUGAUGCUUCUUGUGCGUAUCUCUGAAGUCUGAACCAUGUGUGGGCCGUGUGGCUACAUGAAACCCAUAAAUAGUCAAGAUUGUUUUUCUCGUGUGACGAGUUAACAUUAUUAUAUAUAGUCAACAUUAAUUCGUACUUAGACAAGUACUAUGAAAAUGAUGUUACCAUGGUAUUAUUAUCCUAGUUAUAAAAGUUUGGAGGUUAAUUUGCUUA